Messenger RNA from Gilbertella persicaria, 3193 nucleotides. RefSeq lists its product as uncharacterized. NCBI's taxonomy places the organism in Eukaryota, Fungi, Mucoromycota, Mucoromycetes, Mucorales, Choanephoraceae. Gene Ontology annotation, molecular function: NADP binding; nitrite reductase [NAD(P)H] activity; 2 iron, 2 sulfur cluster binding. The record is from RefSeq and is a predicted model, not a curated record. The coding region runs from base 16 to 3138 and encodes 1040 amino acids. The transcript has 3 exons. Gene Ontology annotation, biological process: nitrate assimilation.
CUACAAAAAAAAAAUAUGCCUCCUAAUGUUAUUACGCUAUCAGAACUUCCUUUAGAGACUGACCAAAAGACAAUUGUUGUGGUUGGAUUGGGUAUGGCUGCUGUAGCCUUUAUGGAGAGAAUGGUUGACUAUGAUACUGAGAAGCAAUACAAAAUCAAAGUAUUUGGUGAUGAACCUGAAUUGGGAUAUAAUCGUGUAGGUCUCACCCAAUACUUCGCCCAUCGAGACCCUGAAAAGCAACUGAUGAAACCUAAAUCAUGGUAUGAAGAAAACUCAAUAGAAGUUCAUAUUGGUGACCUUGUCGAAGAAAUCGAUACAAAAACAAAGAUGAUUCGGGCAAAAAGAGCCUCUUGGGUUUCUUAUGAUAUUUGUGUUAUUGCGACCGGAUCUUCUGCAGCUGUUCCUCCAAAUGCACCCACAAAUAUGGAUGGUGUCUUUUGCUACAGAACAAUUGAAGACCUCGAAGACAUUAUAGAUUGGGCUUCUCAAGAAGAUGUUAAAACAGCAUCAAUUGUUGGAGGAGGUCUGUUGGGUUUAGAAGCUGCCAAAGCUGCCAUGGAUUUAGGUCUUCAAGUAUCUGUUUUUGAACGGUCAGAUCGUCUGAUGUUUCGUCAAUUAGACCAAGAUGCCUCUCUUCUCUUGGAGUCAGAAAUCAAUAAACUGGGAAUUCGUACACACGUUGGCUAUUGUCCUGAUCAAGUCGUCGGUAAAACCAAUUAUAGUUCAAGCUCUCAAAAAAGUCGCAUCAUUGGCCUUAAGAGUUCCACGGGUCAAACAAAUGAAAGUUUUGUAGCCACUGAUAUGCUUAUUUACUCUAUCGGUAUUAAACCUCGCGAUCAGUUAUGUGCUGCUUCUUAUGGUGCUCUUCGAGCAGGCCCUCGUGGCGGUAUCGAAAUCAAUUCAGACACGUCUACUUCUGCUCCUGAUGUCUAUGCUAUUGGCGAAUGCGCCUCUUUUAAUGGUGUAUGCUACGGCCUUGUUGCUCCCUGUAAUGACAUGGCUGACGUUCUUGCGAAAAACUUGACAAAUUACCAGCAGACAAAAGCUAUAUUCAAAGGCAAUGAUAUGUCAACGAAACUUAAAUUGAUGGGCGUCUAUGUUGCUAGUUUUGGUAAUGUCUUUCCUGAAAGUUCUAUCAAGACACAACCCCUCACUUAUCGAGACCCUUUUAAAGGCGUUUAUAAGAAAUACAUUUUCUCUGAAGAUGGCAAACACCUCCUGGGUGGCAUUAUGGUUGGUGAUACCAAUGACUAUGUUAAACUUCUAGCUCUCACACGAAGCGGCAAAAAGCUGGACCGAGAGCCAUCUGAACUCAUUCUAGGUGUUCAAAGCAAUGAAGUAGAAGGUGCUGAGUCACUUCCUGAUGACACUCAAAUCUGUUCAUGCUUCAAUAUUGUCAAGGGCGACAUUCGCAAGGCUAUUCGAGAAAAAGCAUUAACAUCUGUUGACGAAGUCAAGGCUUGUACAAAGGCGGGCACAGGAUGUGGUGGUUGUGUUCCUUCUGUCAUAGAAAUCUUUGAAGCUGAAAUGAAAGCGCUCGGCAAAACUGUUACAAAUACUGUCUGUCGAGAUUUCAAUUACUCUCGCGCUGAAUUAUAUACUAUUGUCAAGAUCAAAGGACUUCGAUCUUAUAGUGACAUUGUCGCUCAUUGUGCUGUUGACAAAAACACAAUGGGUUGUGAAGUGUGUAAACCUACAUGUGCCUCCAUUCUUGCCUCAAUAUAUAACGAAAAUAUCUUGGAUGCUGGUCGUGGUGCUCUUCAAGAAACUAACGAUCGUUAUUUAGCCAAUAUACAACGUGGCGGUCUGUAUAGUGUUGUUCCUCGUAUUGCUGCUGGUGAAAUUACACCGGAUAAACUUGCUGUCAUUGCUAACGUUGCCAAGCAAUAUAACCUCUAUACAAAGAUCACUGGUGCUCAGCGUAUUGAUAUCUUUGGAGCUCGUAAAGAAGACCUUCCUGACAUUUGGGAAAUCUUUGUUGAUGCCGGUUUUGAAAGUGGCCAAGCUUAUGGAAAAUCGCUCAGAGCAGUCAAAUCAUGUGUAGGCUCUACUUGGUGUCGAUUUGGCCAACAAGACUCGGUCGGGUGUGCUGUUAGACUUGAAAACCGUUACAAAGGUAUUCGUUCUCCUCAUAAACUAAAAGGUGGUGUUUCUGGUUGUAUUCGUGAAUGUGCUGAAUCUAUGGGAAAAGACUUUGGCUUGAUAGCCACUGAACAAGGCUACAAUGUAUAUGUUGGUGGUAAUGGAGGUAGCAAGCCUCGACAUGCUGAUCUCUUAAUCUCCAGUAUUUCGGAGAAAGAUGCUUUCAAAUACAUUGAUCGUUUCCUGAUGUACUAUAUUAUGACUGCUGACAAGCUUCAACGUACUGCCAGAUGGAUUGAAAAGCUUCCAGGUGGAGUUGAUUAUCUUCGUAAGGUUAUUAUUGACGAUCAUCUUGGUAUUUGUGAAGAAUUGGACAAGCAAAUGGGUUUCUUAGUCAAUACUUAUGAAGAUGAAUGGGCGCGUAUUGUUAAGACACCCGAACUUAGAAAGCGUUUUCAAGAGUUUGUGAAUGCUGACUCAAAGACCAAAGAACCUAUAAUUCAAAUGAUUGAAGAGCGAGGUCAGUUGCGUCCUGCAGACUGGCCAAAGCAAGUAGACCCUAUGCCUUCCUUGCAGGAACAAGUCAAAAGCCAAUCUGUCACUUUAGAAUGGAUGCACGUUGGUUCUACUGAUAUUUACCCUCAAGAUGAAGGACGUGUUAUCAAAGUAGGCGAUGUUCAAAUAGCAUUGUUCCAUACAUUAGACAACCAGUUUUAUGCCACACAAAACAUGUGCCCCGUCAAGCGAGAUCUUGUUCUGUCUUCUGGACUGCUAGGUGAAAAGAAACAAGAUGAAGAUAAUGUUGUCUAUGUGUCGUGCCCAAUUCAUAAAAAGAACUUUGAUAUUAAGACUGGUAAAUGUAUAAGCGAGGGAAGUGAAGCUUUUUUUAUCAACACUUUCAACGUUAAGGUCGAGAACAGUCAAGUCUAUUUACUUUUACCUCCUAUUGAUGUUUUGAACGAUGCCUUGAGUACAGAAAAGUAUAUUAUCAAGAGCUCCAUGACACCAAGCACUUGUGUAGUCUCCCAGAAACCAGAAAAUGUAAAUGACUGGUAGUCUUUAUUUGUAUAUAUAGUCAAUAAAAUGUUUAUUUUUAUGUGUGAGUCCUUUA